This is a messenger RNA of Salvelinus fontinalis (brook trout), 2179 nucleotides long. Its product is annotated as cytochrome b5-like. Gene Ontology annotation, cellular component: membrane; intracellular membrane-bounded organelle. The record is from RefSeq and is a predicted model, not a curated record. Gene Ontology annotation, molecular function: heme binding. Lineage: Eukaryota; Metazoa; Chordata; Actinopteri; Salmoniformes; Salmonidae. The transcript has 5 exons. Bases 204 to 656 code for a protein of 150 amino acids.
GGUGACACCGGAAUGAAAUCAUUGGUCCUUUCCUUUCCAUAUGCCGGUUGAAAAGGGGAAACCGUGGCUUGCUGGGUAUUUUCCAACGAAACACAGGCAUUUGGAUACACGAGCCUACGAAUUAACGUUGGAGAAUCAAAGUGUAUAGCUAAGGGACUUAGCGUGUUAAACUAGACAGAACGGGAGAGGGAAUUAACGAUAACAUGAUCAACAGAAAUGGUGCUGAUAACAUGGACGUGACUCACACAGAAGAGACAGCAGACAGCGAUGUGAAAUACUACACCUUGGAAGAAGUAAAAACUCAUAAUAUGAAGACGGACGCAUGGCUUAUCAUCCACGAUAAAGUGUAUAACAUCACCAGUUUCUUGGAAGAGCAUCCAGGAGGAGAGGAUGUUCUGAUGAUGCAGGCAGGUGCAGAUGCCACAGUGAGCUUUGAGGAUGUUGGUCACUCUACAGAUGCCAGGGAGAUGCUCAUCAAGUACUACAUUGGGGAGCUCAAGAUGGAUGACCGGAAGAAGGAAGGUACAAAGGAAGAAUUCAUUACAACUUCAGGAGAUGGCUCCAGCUCGUGGACAACAUGGUUAAUACCUGCCAUAGUUGCAGUUGUUGUGGGUAUCAUGUAUCGAUACUACAUGCAGGAGCGCAAGUCUUCCUGAGCCCUGACGCUGUUGUCUCUUCUCAUUCUUUGUCUGGAGGCCUUGACAUGUUUGACCAAACUCCCCCCUUCCAUUGAACAACUUUUCAGAGGUGCGCCCCCACGUCCCACUCAACUCACACAGUGCCCUCACCUUGAGGGAAAGGACAAAACAAUCCCCUUGCCCCUCAGCUUUCUUUUCUACACCUCAUCCAACAGGCUUUGGGGCAAAAUGCAUCUGGAAACUUUCUGCCCUCAGUCUCUAUAAAUUGGUUAAUCUAUUCAUAUUGUUUACUCACGCUGCCUUUUGUAAUACUUGUGUGGUGUCUUAAGUUACUUAUUCAUAUGCAAGUGAUCUAAACUGUAAUGUAUAUCUGCAAACUGUUGCUAUCUGCUUUGUGGGACUUUUACAGUGAGCUCCAAAGGUAUUAGGACAGUGAUUAUUAUAUAUUUUUUUGGCUCUGUACUCCAGCACUUUAGAUUUUGAAAUGAUACAAUGAGUAUGUGGGUAAGGUGCAGACUGUCAGGGUAUUAGCAUCCAUAUCAGGUGAACCGUUCAGACAUUACAGCACUUUUUUUUUUUCAAAGUAACCCCCCCCCCCUUUUAGGGGACCAAAGAUAAUGGGACAAAUUGAUUUGAUUUGUGUAUUGAAGUAUUUGGUCCCAUAUUCAUAGCACGCAAUGACUACAUCAAGGUUGUGAUGGGAGGGGGGGGGGGGGGGGGGGGGGGGUUCACUGUCCCAAUACUUUUGGAGCUUUCUGUAUUUCUCUAAAUUUGUUCAGACAUGUUUUGUGGCUAACCCCACAUCUGUUUGACUGUAGGUCUAGGAAGUAGAAAUAUAUUUGUGUAGUAGAGCAUAGCAACACAGGUUAUGGGGUCAUAUCUAUAAGAAAUAAUGUUAUUCAGAUUUCACUAAGAAAACAGCAUGUCUUUUGAGUUGCAGAGUCUUGAUUCUCCUCAGACUGCUGCCCAGUAUUUAAUUUCUGGUGACUGAAUAACAUAGGAAAAGCUAGCAACAAAGCAUUCUAAUGCAUGUUUGCUUGAGAGUACAUUGGUUCAAAUCAAUGAUUUAAGUUUGAAAUGACAUUGACUUGAUUGCACAAUAUGCCUCAUUAAGUACUUCAUUUAUGUUCAGCUAUUCGUUGCAUGCAUCGCCUGAUUUCGGGUAGGCCUCAUUCUCUCAAUCUACAUUUAGCAUUACAAAGGCUGCAAGCCAUGUACAGUAUUUUCUCUUGAUGUAUUGGUUAUUUAAAGUGAAAUGUACUUAUCCCCAACUCCCCUUUUCUAGUUUUACACUAAGCACUUAUUUGGUGAUACUAUGCUUUAAAAAACUAAGUAUGAGAAUUGGUGUGUUUUAUAUGUAUUAUAACCUGGAUUCAUUUGGAUUAAUUCUAUUGCAUCACACACUGUAGGAUAUAUGUUUGUCUCUUACUAUGCACAUCCUUUAGAAAUUAAAAAAUGCUGCCAUAUGUGAGUUGUUGAAUUCUAAUGAUUGGACUAAAAUUGUUGUACUCUUGAAGGCAUAAAACACUUUCACAUUCGUA